This is a messenger RNA of Gymnogyps californianus (California condor), 2499 nucleotides long. RefSeq names its product ankyrin repeat domain-containing protein 55-like. The record is from RefSeq and is a predicted model, not a curated record. Gene Ontology annotation, molecular function: protein binding. Lineage: Eukaryota; Metazoa; Chordata; Aves; Accipitriformes; Cathartidae.
AUGGAUUUCAGUUCCUCAUCAGUGUUUGAUCAGCCCAAAGGCAUACUCCUCCCUGUAGAUGAUACAGCAGAAGAGAUUGACUUGACUGUGGUUUACCAAGCAGCAGCUAAUGGUGAUGUGAACACACUAACUGCAGUGAUUCGAGAAGAUCCUUCCAUCCUGGAAUGCUGCGACAGCAAGGGUUGCACACCUUUGAUGCACGCUGUGUCAGGAUGCCAGGUCGAUACAGUGAAGCUUCUGUUGAAGAUGGGAGACAAUAUUAAUACUCAAGAUGCUUGUGGACGUACCAGUUUAUCUCUGGCAACUUAUCUGGGCUGGCUGGAAGGCUGUGUCAGCCUGCUCAGAAACGGUGCUAAGCAGAACAUACCCGACAAAAACGGGAGGUUGCCACUACAUGCUGCUACCACAGAGCCUGAUGUGAGGCUUCUGAACGUGCUUCUGCAGCAGUCAAAUCUUGGUGAAAUUAAUCAUCAGGACAAUGAGGGAAUGACUUCACUCCACUGGGCUGCUUUCCACAACAGGCCCCAGCAUGCCCAGACUCUUCUGCACAAGGGAGCAGAUCUGACUCUGGUGGACAAAGACUUCAAAACAGCUCUGCACUGGGCAGUACAGAAGGAAUAUCGACCCCUGGGGGUAGUCUUCAUUGAUUUAGCGAAAGCCUUUGACACCGUGAGCCAUUCUCACAUCAUUAUGGCUCUUAAACAGAAGGGCGUUGACAAACAUAUUAUUGCCCUGAUUAAAAAUCUCUAUCAUAAUAUUAACAUCCCUAUUGUCCUGAAAAAUGAGCAGUUGGAUCCUAUUGGGAUUCGGAUUGGAGUAAAACAAGGCGAUCCAAUGUCUCCAAUUUUAUUUAACUUAUCUGUGGACCCUCUGCUGUGUAAGUUGGAGGAAGAUGGGUUUGGGUUCCAACACUGCUCAAAAAAUAUAACUACUUUGGCCUUUGCAGAUGACUUGGUCCUAUUAAGUGAAUCCUGGGACGGAAUGCAGAAAAAUAUUGAAAUUUUAGAGAUCUUUUGCAAUCUGACAGGCCUCAAAACACAAGGGGAGAAGUGCCAUGGCUUUUACAUCCAGUCCAUGGAAGAUGCUUAUAUGAUCAAUGACUGUCCAACAUGGACAAUAAAUGGCACACCCCUCAAUAUGAUUGAUCCAAGUAGUUCGGAAAAAUACCUGGGCCUACAUAUAGACCCAUGGGUGGGAAUAUCUAAGCCGGAACUACUAGAAAAACUGAAUGAAUGGUUAAGACAGAUUGGGCAGGCUCCAUUGAAGCCGUUUCAGAAAGUGAAACACCCACCAAGGAUGCCUUUGCACUGGGCUGCAGCAUCAGGGAAAGCUGACUGUGUGCAGACACUGCUAGAGCUGGGGAUAGACAGCACCCCUCGAGACAUCAAUGAAAACACUCCUCUGACAUAUGCAAUGUACUGUGGGCACACAGCAUGCAUCAAGCUGCUGUCUCAGGAGAGCAGUAGAUCUGAGCCAGUUCAUCAGUUUCCCUCCCAGAACAAUAGACUCCUAAAGAAAGAAGGAAGAUUCAGUAUGCUGAACCACAUCUUCUCUUGCAAAAAGAAGAAAGAUGAUCAGAAAACCAGUCAGAAGGACAGAAACAGAGACCAAUAUCCUAGAGAAGAGACCUCAGAAGUAGAUGACAUCAUCACCACUUUUGAUUGCAUUAUGGACACAAACUGCAAAGACUUUUUGGAUGAGUGUGUGACCACUACUGACUUUAAAAGAAGGAGCACAGACACAAAGUACCUUAUACCAGAAAAGAAGCCACCAGAGUGUCAGGGACUUCUGCUCAUCAGAACCCAGAGCCCCCCCCCAAUCACUGCGGGCAAUUCUUUCCUAUCUGCUUCCCAGAGCACAAUGUCAAGCUUCUCCUCCAGCACCAGCACCCACUAUUUUGCACACAGGUCUCAAAAGAGUAGGAGUGAACACAACUUGCUGGACCACAGAAGCAGCUGCCAGGCUUUGUUGGAUGACCCCUGGAACACAGACUCUAACCAACUACUCUCCUAUAAAGUCCAUACUAGGACUCCUUCAGACAAACUGAUAAAUUACUUAAACUCCGAUAGAUCUCACCAUGUGCUUUUGUGCCCUCCUCGCCUUCCCUCACUUCCCAGUUCUCUGUCAGGUAAAAAUUUUCAACAGAUGUCUGUAGACCAACCCAAAAUAAAAAAUCUUACUCCUGUACGGAACAGCCUAGCUCCCAUACCCAACCACUAUGCUCACAAAAUUCAGCUACCGUCUCAGGGUGCUAAGAAGUUUAAGUCCCUGCCUUUAAAUUCCCUAAGGACUGGUGCAGUUAUUCUCCCACCAGCCCCAUCCUCCAGAUCUCAGAAAAGGGGACAUUCUCAGAGUCAUUUGCUAUAUUCUUUCUUGCCUGGUCUAUCAGGAGAGCCUCUGAAACCAAGUCAUGUCCUACCUGCUAUCCUAAGCCAGAAGAAAUCUAAGCCUGCAGGAGAGCUUGAGAAAUCUCUCACCAAACCAGAUGCUGAAAAUUAA